CAGUUUUACCUAGAUGAGAUAAAGGUAUUUGGUUCCGUGGUACACCAUUACACGACAGAUCAAUAUCAUCAUCAAAUCUUUUGCAGAGACGAAAUUAAAAUUAAAAUACAAUCUGCAAAACAAGAGUUGCUUGUUCCUUUUUGCACUCACAAGUUAGAGAUCAAAUAGUCCAUGACAAGACUCGAAUACAUUGUCAAACAUUUGAGCAACGUCUUUUCUUGACGGAUACUUUUGCUAACUCGAAUACUGUAGGAGCUAGAAGGCCAAAACGUUGGAAUUCAUCUUAAAUGUUUGCUAGGAAGUAAAGUGUGCAUAGAUACCUGUAUUAUAAUUAUAUCUUAUGAUGCGUUUCCAUGUUUGGCCCGUACCUCGACCAUCAUUCCACCGCGUAAGUUUGUCUUAUACCUAUAGUCGAGUCGUAGCUUCGCAUGCUAUAUGCCAACAUAGAAAUGUCAUUGUAAGUAUCUAAUAGAUAAAUUUCCUCGGUUAAAGGUUCGUUAUUUUAUUGAAUCGGCGACUUAAAUAUUAAUGGAAAUUAUACAUCGAAUCCAUUUAGAGCCGAAUUUUCAUUGCUAAUCGUAAAACAAUGAAACAAAACGUACUUGGAAAGUAAACCGUCCUAGUGCCAAAAAAUAUCACAAACCGCUUCAUUUGACACAAUUUCAAUUGAUUGAAUCGGAUAGAACUAAGAAAGUAGGUGAUUUGACCGUGACGUCAUUAUGUUAGUUUUCAUAUAAAUACCAUAUAGGGAGGGUUCAUAAACAAAAGGGGGCAGCACAGGAGACGUCAGAUAAGUCAGAUUUUUGGCGCGAGUUGUAGAUUCAGACUAAGUUGGCAGCAAUUUUGAUAGCCCAGACGGUGAAAGUUUGACGUUUAAAAUAACCAGUACACCGUCUGGGCUCUAUAAAAAUCGCUGCCAAAUUAUCUUGGUUUGACUUUAAAUGUGAAGUUUAUGCUUCCACUGUAGCCCACAAGAUGAUAAUGCACAAGAAAACGUACGAGAACGGUAGAUGGCAGCACUUUGGCGUGAUGUGUUAAUGUACGUGUUUGCUUCCGAUUCAGGUCACAAGAUGGCAGACCCUCCAACGCGCACGGUCCCUAUUGGCAUCGUUUUGAUAGGUCUAAAGAAGAAAAUGAUCAGACUAGUAAAAUACCCUAUUGGCACGUUCGAGCUUUGGUCCAAUGCAAAAUAGUACUAGUCCUGUCAAAACGUCAAAUGCAUUGGUUGUAAAGCCCAACCAGAAAUACAUGAUCAUUGUCAUGAGGGCGCUGAAUAAAAAUUCCCAUCUUUUACCAGUAGUAAAUACUGUGAAAAAAAUUCCCAGUAGUUACCACGGGUAACAACUUGGUGGUAACUAGUUAUUCUCUUGUAUUGAGUGAGGGUCAGUUUAGUAUGAAAAAUUUAGUUCCAACAAACGCAAUAUGGCGCGUGAUCAUAUAUUACUGGUCAGGCUUUACCUACCUGCUGUGAGUUCCCGUCAAUCUGUAAUUUACUACAAGCAUCAAAGUACUAACCAAUUAAGAUCAUGGACACGACCCCGAUGCCUGCCUGUCUCUAAAUACCUACCUUUCUAGAGAUCUUAGAGGCCAUAUUGCAGGCUCAACGAAAUCUCAUUCAAAACCGGAGCAGCCAACUAGGGAACUACCUUUAUUCAGCGUGUAUUUUUGAUACGACCGCAUAAUCAAAGGGUUGUUAGUUUAGGCUGUAAUGAGCACACUUUCAUAUGUUUUAUAAAAACCUUGACGAAUUUUAUUUUUCCCAUAUAAUAUAAUUCAGCAGGCAAUGUAUCACUACUUUGUUUUAACUCGGAAACAUUGGACGUCACAACUGUCACAAGUGGCCAUGAUGUACUUACGAAAUACGUUGCCGUUCGAAAUCUUGAAAAAUUAAGUAUGCUCUAGUAGUUAAGACUAAACUAAAAAAAAAACCGAAUUGUCUUAUAACUAGCACUAAAACCUACUUACGUCUAGUUUAAAUUUGCGGUUAUAUUAAAAAUACACACUAUAAGGUGAUAACUGCUAACAAAUUAGUUACCGAUACAUAUUUUAAGAGAUGGUACUUUACAUUUAAACAAUUAACUAAAAAUUAAGAAAACUUUUCAUAUCAGUUAAUUAUAAGAAUAUAAAAUGAAAAUAGUCGGCCUUUGACUGAUAUGUUUGUUCGUUCGUAUAAUUGAGACGUUAUUUAUUGAAAGGAACCUUAUUGUCAAUGGCGCUUACGCUAUUAGCAACGAGGCUCCUAUAUAUAAAUACAACGCUGCGCUACGCAGUGCGGCAUAAGCGCUCUCGACAAAAUAUCCAGGUUUCAUAGAUAACGUCACAAUUAAUUCAAUUUAUGUACAAUGAAUAAGAUAAAAUUCAUUCAAACGUUAAUUUAUCUUUAUUGACAUAUUUAAUUUUUGCACUUGCACCGGUUUAAAUAUUUUUUAUAACUUUUAGGGCAGGUUACUGAAAUGAAACACUAAUCCACUUAUAAUUAUUUAUUAAAGCAGUCUAUAACAUAACAACAUUUUGGAGGUAACUUUAAAAAAUAGGGAUAAAAAAACCCACUAGAUACCACCAAAGAUUUAUGUAUAUAACUUCGUAUAUUGAUACCACCAACUCGGUUAGGUUAGGUUUUGGCUGGGAUUUAUUUUUCCCAGUAGUUACCACUUAACUAAUGGGAAUGACCCGUACACAUGUAGGUAAAUGUAUGUAUCGGAUAUAAUAAUUAUACUUAACACUUGAGCGCGGCGCAUUGAAAGGCCAAAAUUAUAUCAUAUUUUACUAUUCUGAAAUGACUCCGAAUACACCCUUUGUAAUCUUAGGGCUCCUCUACACGAUGGCCCAGCGUAGGCCAGUCCAAGGGACGCAGCUAUGCGGUGAAAUGAGAUAGCAAUAUCACUUGCUCCCUCUAACGCAUAAAUGCGUCCCUAGGACUGGCCUACGCUGGGCCAUCAUGUAGAGGAGCCAUUAGACACCUCGUUACGCGCCUUCGCUUGUAUUGCGGAAAUCCAUUAUUCCGCUGAUUUCACUUUCAUUUACCCUGGGAAACCCCACAGCUAGAUCCGUGGGAAAUUAAUAAUCUGUAGGUACUACCUGACGACCCGGUGACGAUACCUACAGCAAUUCGACAUGCAUUGCUGACAGCACGUGACACUAUCAUAUGGCUCUCUAUACGAGAUUGCUACUUUUUGACAAGUGUGAAUACCUAUGUAGGGACCCACAUAAAGCAAAAUUGUUUUGUAAUAUUGUAACACAAGUGUGCGACGUUGGUCAUUACAGAAGAGGCGAUAUUCUGAGCAAUAAGAAAGCCGAUAUGUGUAAUGACCAAUGCACACGUGUUUUAUACGAAAUAUUAUCAAAUGUUCAAAAUAUUAUUGUUAAAAAGUAACCUCCCUUAUUCAUAAACGUGUACUAAAGUUACGAUGCCGCUUAUAAUCGUUUGUCCCUUUCCGACUUCUUCAACGACGCAUAGUUUCCGUUUGGCGAUUUGUCGUCUUCGUUAUGUUUGUUAGGCAAAUUAAGUUUUCAAGACAAUUUUUUGUCAAGCACGAGAUCUGAUGGUAGAAUCUAUGAGGAAUCGAGGAAAUUCCUCAAAUGUUAAGGAUUUAUAUUCCUAUCCUAUUUAUUAAAUAGAACUUGUGUUUAAAAAUAACUGCUGUCUGGUGCUUUAUUUCAUGCAUGGUGUGAAAUUAUUUAUUUUAAAUACAGUCGAAUACCCUAUUGCCGGUAUCUUACCAGUCAACCAUAGGGCAAAUCUGAAAUGUGUCAAAGUGGGUGACAAAAAAACUGUUUUACCUCCUUUUCUACAUAAUUAGGCGUAGGACGCCUGCCUGCCUGUCUGUCUGUUACCUUUUCACGUUUAAAUCUCUGCGAUGAACCGCUUGCGGAUUCGAAUGAAAUUUGAUAAGAAGAUAGUUUGAGGCCAGAGCAAAUGAUAGUUUUUAUCAAUAAUCAUCAUCAUUCCACGCAGACGAAGUAAAUUAUAAGUGGAUGGGAUUUAUCAAGCUUCUUACCUGAGUAAGUUUUAUUACACAAAUUUAAACACGGUGCGUCUAUCCGAACACUUGACUCACACAAUCAGUACGUGGGGCUUUAGCUACGCUUUUUAACCGACUUCAAUUUCAUAGAAGGAGGAGGUUCUGUAUUCGGUUGUGGCUAUAUUUUUUUAUUCAUCCGUAUUGUAGAUCGGUACAAUUUACCUAGGAACUACAAAUUUUAACAUCGUUUUUUGGAGGUUUACGUGUUCACUAAGUUGUGUUAUAUAAAACACCUGGUUGUUGUAUAAAAAAACAGAAGACUAAUAAAAUAAAUAUGUCGCGUAAACGUAAUACUUAUCCUUCCCUAUUUUCUUAGAUAAGCCGUUGUAAACUUUACUUUCGAGAAUCAAAUUCCUUGGAAGCUUAGCUAAAUAGGUAGCUACUUGCCUUAUCAUACAUGUGAUAAGUAGGUACUUACUCUUGGAUGUAUUUAUGUAAACAAACAUCGUCUAGAAAAAUCGUGAAAAAUGCACAGGAGAAGGGCUCUAUUUGAGUCAAGAAAGUGACGUAUUUUUCUACUAACUACCUUAACUUCUUUCUAUUACCAUUGUCACCUCUUGUUAGCCUCGCUAGCCUCGUUAUCUUUAACUCGCUAUCUCGAGUCACGUAGGAUCAGUUUCAGUAGUAACACGUUUAUGUAAGUAAAUAAAAAGAAGCGGUUGACAUGUCAACGGGAUAACCUGUUAUCUACUCCUCAAAAGGGGUUUCGAGUGUUCCUGAACAAUCAGUCUCGGUCAUUGUUUAUUCAACUACCUUCAUAAGAUUAUAAGUUACCCUAGUUAACGGAAGAUGGUAGUUCAGUUUUGGGAAUAGGCAGGGUUGCCAUAAUUAUAAGGAGCUGAUACGGGAUAAUGGGUUAGUAACGGCAUUACGGGGGGAGUGCAAAUACGUAUACACAUAACUUUAACUAACAUAGGUAAGGGUACAAGGUGGAUAUAGGUUUUCUGCAUAUUCUGCUUAAAUACGGCGACAGUAUACAUAUAUACGGGGACGUAUGGCAACCCUAGGAAUAGGCCUCAUCAUUAUCGAUAAGAUCCAUAUCUGUUUUCCGUUUUUUAUUAUUUUCGUAGGUAAAGAGUUAGGCUAGCAAGCGCAGCGUAGCAAGUCCACUCACAAGAUGGACAGACCUUAUUAAGGUCUCCGGAAGACGCUGGAUGUGGUUCCCUUCCAACCGGUAUAUGUGGAGGUUCAAGGGGGAGGCCUAUGUUCAGCAGUGGACGUCUUAUGGCUGAGAUGUUGUUGUUGACGUUGAAACAGUUAGGUAAAAUUUCAGGUUAGUUUGAUUUUGUAACCUGACCAGAUACUUAAAUGAAAAAUUGGCUGUCAGACAUAAUAUUCGGAAAAUUAUUAUACUAGCCAUUAUUGACACAAUUAAGUUAUCUCUUCGACGGCUGUCUAUCCUGAUUAAAAACCUAUAGGAUAGCAACCUUACUCAAUUUAACCUAUAGGAACUGGUUGAGCUGCGCUGCGCUAGCUGCUAACACGGUGGGGCGCCGGGAUUUUGGCGCGAGUGAAAGUGCGGUGGUGUGGCCGAAGACCCCGCACUGCGGCUGCGCCGCCGCGGCCGUCAGUACGCGAAUAAUGCCAGCCACUCGCCUUCACCGACUUCGCCAGUGAUCCUCGAGAUGCCGUGCAAAUAAAUGGUUGCGCAUUUUGUUCUCCACCGUUUCCAACCCCGGACCCGCGACAAUGUGCCCAUGGACAACAGUGGCUCUUGUUUUUGUGUUUGUUUGUUCCGGGGCUGCAAGGGAGAUAAGCUCGCCGGAUAUCGCUGCGCUUGAUAACCAUGUGUCAUCAGGUAACAGAAGCCAGCGGUUUCUCUUCGAUGCCAUCUUCGGACUGGAGGUGCCACUCCUGGAUGAGCAGAGUGUGGAGGAGGAAGACGAUGACUCGCAGGUCAAGAACUGCUCAUGUGAGUGCGGCAGAGCAAAUCCUCUUCCUAGGAAAAUAGAGUGCGGCGGAUCAAACCAGGAGAACCGCAUCGUGGGCGGCGUGCCGGCAGGGGCUAAUCGCUACCCGUGGAUGGCCAGGAUCGUCUACGAUGGACAGUUCCACUGUGGAGCGUCGCUGCUUACCAAGGAGUAUGUGCUAACGGCUGCGCAUUGCGUGAGGAAGCUUAAACGUUCGAAGAUCCGUGUGAUCCUCGGCGAUCACGACCAGACGAUCACGACGGAGAGUGCGGCCAUCAUGCGCGCUGUCACCUCCAUCGUGCGGCACCGGAGCUUCGACGCGGACUCCUACAACAACGACAUAGCGCUGCUCAAGCUGCGCAAGCCGGUCACUUUCUCCAAGAUCAUAAAACCCAUCUGUCUGCCACCAGCUAGUAUAGAUCCCUCCGGUAAAGAAGGCAUCGUGGUUGGCUGGGGUCGCACGUCAGAAGGCGGGCAGCUGCCGGCUGUGGUGCAGGAGGUGCGCGUGCCCAUCCUGUCGCUAUCGCAGUGUCGCGGGAUGAAGUACCGAGCUUCCCGGAUCACUAACAACAUGCUGUGUGCCGGUCGAGCGUCUACCGAUUCUUGCCAGGGCGACAGUGGUGGGCCUCUACUUUUACAAAAGGGAGACAAAUUCCAGAUUGUUGGCAUAGUGUCGUGGGGCGUUGGUUGCGGACGGCCGGGGUACCCAGGAGUCUACACGAGAGUCACUCGCUUCCUGCCCUGGCUUCGAGCCAACUUACGGGAUUCCUGUCUCUGCGGGAACAGACAAAAAUUAGUGGGGCUGUUUACACUGCCGUACCCAAAACACGUUGGAUGCGCGCUCAGUGUCCCUCGACGGGCGACAGCGCCAAGUUCAAGAACAGAGGCGCCCACAGAGCGCGAAUAUUUUAUUCCAAAUUUGAAUUUUUCUUUUUCUUUCGAGUCUUUUGUUUCAAGUGCCAACAUGUGGAAGUAUAUUUUCCUUUUAGUGUGUGCUGCCGCUUUCACUUAUUCUGAGAAUGAAGUUUCGCGCGAUGCUCGAGGAGUGUUCACGAAGAACUUCUUUGGCGGCGUGUGGGGCAACCGUCCACCCCUCAUGGAGGUCAAUCAGCCUAGAGCCAUCUGCACUUGCAAAUGUGGAGAACGGAAUGAGGCAGGCCGCAUUGUGGGCGGCAGGGAAGCUGGCGAGUUCCCCUGGAUGGCCAAGCUGACCUACAUCAAGAGAUUCUACUGCGGGGGCAUGCUCAUCAAUGACCGUUACGUGCUCACCGCUGCCCAUUGCGUUAAGGGCUUCAUGUGGUUCAUGAUAAAGGUGACGUUUGGAGAGCACGACCGCUGCAACGCCACGACGCGGCCCGAGACUCGCUUCGUGCUGCGCGCCAUCGUGAACAAGUUCAGCCUCACCAACUUCGACAACGACAUCGCCCUGCUGCGGCUCAACGAGCGCGUGCCUCUGUCGGAGGCUAUCAAGCCUAUCUGUUUGCCUGCUAAUGAUAAAGAGCUCUACGUCGGAGUGAAGGCCGUCGCUACCGGCUGGGGUACCCUGACGGAGGAAGGCAAGGUGUCGUGUACUCUGCAGGAGGUGGAAUUACCCGUGAUAAGUAACCAGGACUGUCGCAAGACCAAGUACACCGCGUCUAUGAUCACUGACAACAUGCUGUGUGCCGGGUACCCGGCUACUGGACAGAAGGACUCUUGCCAGGGUGACAGCGGUGGACCACUUAUCACGGAGAAGACGACCGCGUCGCAAGAGAAACGCUACGAGUUGAUUGGUGUGGUGUCAUGGGGCAACGGAUGUGCGCGCCCUGGUUACCCGGGCGUGUACACGCGCGUCACCAACUAUCUUGGAUGGAUCCGCGAAAACACAAAGGACGCGUGCUACUGCUCCGAUUAGUUCAUGAGCCCAAAACCUAACCUAAGGGCCACGAAAAUAAGCACCGACGAAUUUACCCGACACUGGUAGCACGGUAGUUUUUGAACAAUAAAAAUACUGCACCGUAAGAGUCGAUUAACAUAAAAUUCAUUCAGAGUAUUUUAUUCGUGGUCGAGUCAUGGGUUUGUUUAGGUCAACCGCGCAAAGAAAACCAGGGGCCCGUUUUUGGAACAAUAGAAAACAUGCCAUAUUUAUAAAUACCGUUCCAGAAAUAAGGCCCAGUGCCAUUACGUGACUUUAAUUUUUUGAAAUAGCGUCUGAAAUGAUUAUUGGUUGAUGAUCAGGAAUAUUUAUGUAGAAAAAUGUACGGACGGAUGUAUGUAAGGACGUCCCAUUUCAGGUUUUACUACAGUCUUUCAAGUUUGACGACCGUAAUUUUUUGAAAGAUUUAGGCCAUAAAAUAUGCCAUAAUGGAGACAUUACAGUUACGGACUAUCUUUUUUUGGCUCGCCAGGCAGUGCCAGGUCACUUAAAAUUUCAAUAGUAUGGAUUUAUACGAUGUGAAACCACAAUUCGCAUUGACUUAAUUUAAUUAUUUUUUUAUGUACCGCUCUCGACUCAGACUCGUGCAAUAGCGAUGUGUUCCUGAGAGAUAAAUAAUGCCCAAAGCAAUUAAGUGAUAGCAGAUGGGUAGGUCUGUAUUACUUAUGCAUGAUAAAAAAAAAUCUUGCGUCAUUUAAUAAUAUUAGAUACCUAAUUGCUGUAUAACGUUUAAUCACCACUAACAAGAACUACAACGCGAUGAUAACUAAAAAUGAGAUGAGAUGUUUGUAUUAUUUCCAAGGAUUACAAUUUUUAAAAGACUCGGAACUUGAAACUAUUAUAAUUCGGAACUCGAAAAUAUUAACAUUUUACGACACAUUUAGCCGCACUAACCUCAAAAUAUAUUAUGUAACCUAACCUAAGUAAUUUUGUACUUCCUUAGUAGGAAAACCUUCUUUCAGUUCAGACCCAUACUUAACAUUUAUUGAUUUCAUUAGGUAUUGAAAAUUGCACAAAAACACGAACAUUCGUGAGAAAUGUUACUGAAAGUGAGAUUUGAAAAGACAUUUAUGCCGCCCCUAGCGGCUCAUAUCACUUGCGGUAGUCUCCAUUAAUAUACGUAGCCUAACGCCUAACAUCAAAUUUUUGUUUAAAAUACCUGACUAGAAGGUAGUCCUUCCGGGUAACUUUGUAUACAUGGCUGACAUAGACAUUGAAUAGAUCUAGACAGUACACCAUUUAAAUUGUUUUAGAAGACGUUCACAUAAAAUAAUAAUUACUUAAUAUUUAGAUCUCUUGAUCAAUCAGAUCGAUGUGAUAGUUUUGUAUUGAAUUCUAAGCCACCGUUCCAUAUUAACAGAAAAUUAAAUUUACCCGGAUUGACUCUGUACGUACUUAAGUAGGUAUGCUACUUAUGCACUAGUUAUACAUACACAUUAAAUUUGUUUCUACAUUGAUUAAUGUUAAGUGCGAGUUUAUACAUUUGCUACUAAACGCAAGUAGCAGAUGUAUGAACUCGUGCUUAACACUAAUCAAUGGGCCAUACGUGCAACGGAUUAUUUACACUAUGUGUACCUAAAUGCUUGGGUACUAGUGUAGUAGAUUUCGUUUAGUUAAAGGUGACAUUUGAAUGGCAACAGAAGCUGCAUUACUGUUGUGCAGCUGUUGUGACAUUACUGUAAGAAUGUCACCUUUAAUUUAAGCAUGCAGUAGGGUAUGUUUAGGCUGGUGUUACCAAACUAUAGUUCGUGUCAUCCACGAUGACACGCAGAUUUGUCAAAUCUAACCUUUAAUAAUAUGACAAAACGAGUCAAGACACGCGUCUUCGUGAAUGACACGAUCCAUAAUAUAAAAUCGCCAUAGACUUAAACGAACUCUACAUAAACUAAGUUAUAAUUAUGUUAAGUAUUUAAUUCAGAACUAUUAAGUACUGAAGGUAAUGAUUAAAAAUAUAUUUAGAAAUUGUGUUUGUAAUGAUAUCACAGGGUGGCAUUGCCAUGAUUAUUUAAUUAUAAAUGAUAUGUUUGGAAAAGACUACUCGUAAGUUAAUUUACUUGUAAUGACUAUGAGAAUAAUUUAUAUUAAAAGUAAAACUGAACAUUAUAAAAAUGUUGUUUUAUUAUUUUAAAUAUUCCUUUAGGAACUAAAUAUAAUCGAUUAUUUUAUGAAACGUUUCGUAGCAGUACGUCGUCGUUAUGUAUUUUCCAAAGUAGUUACAAUUUAACUACAAUUUAAAAAUGAAAAUUCGAUUUACAAAAUGAUCGCUGUCUAGAUUCUUCUAGAUUUCUGCUAAAUUGUGAUAUAAUAAAUUAUAACCUACAGUGAACAUCCUUUUUAGAUUAAAAUCCCAUGAAAACAUAAAUGUGAAAAUGGAUGCCAGGCCUUGCCACAAUAAUAUUGAUAUAACACAAGAUAAAUUAAAUGAAGCUCAAGAUAAGGCUUGGUAAGCAAGCAAGCAAUUAAUUAUCUUGUUAUUUCGCGGUUUACGAAAAGAUUUUAUUUGAUUAUUCAAACGUCAUAAGUAAAGUUUUGCUUUUACCUGUAACUUCGAAAUUCACAAACAGGCGAUAUAAAAUGUUUAAAUAUUUUAUGCAUACUUAAUCCUACUUAGUUCAUCUGUAUACAUACCAAAUUAUAGUUUUCUAAGUAAUGUCGAAAUGGGAUUCAGAAUAUUCAGAUUUUAAUGUCGGUCAAUCAGUGUUAAAAAAUAAAAAGUCAUUUAUUGUCGCAAAAAAUAAAUAAAUAGUACAUACAGCA
This is a messenger RNA of Cydia pomonella (codling moth), 10604 nucleotides long. Its product is annotated as transmembrane protease serine 9-like. NCBI's taxonomy places the organism in Eukaryota, Metazoa, Arthropoda, Insecta, Lepidoptera, Tortricidae. The record is from RefSeq and is a predicted model, not a curated record. Bases 5712 to 7826 code for a protein of 704 amino acids. Gene Ontology annotation, biological process: proteolysis. The transcript has 15 exons. Gene Ontology annotation, molecular function: serine-type endopeptidase activity.